Procambarus clarkii (red swamp crayfish) is the source of this 1238-nucleotide messenger RNA. Its product is annotated as polyisoprenoid diphosphate/phosphate phosphohydrolase PLPP6. NCBI's taxonomy places the organism in Eukaryota, Metazoa, Arthropoda, Malacostraca, Decapoda, Cambaridae. Gene Ontology annotation, molecular function: sphingosine-1-phosphate phosphatase activity. The record is from RefSeq and is a predicted model, not a curated record.
GCCCGUCAGCUGCUACUUUCAGCCAUUUAGAUCUGGCAUCCCUGAGAUCAGCUGAGCCGCGUCAACACUGCCGGGACACCAUCGUCCACAUUAUAUAUAUUUUUCUCCAGCUGCUUCUUGGCUAAAUUGCAUCCUUGUCAGUACUGGUUGAUCAAGACGUGCCAGAAUGGGAGAGAAGAGGAAGGUGCCCCAACUGCUGAAGAGCGUGUUAGAAUGGGACUCUAUUGCAUCCGAGAAGUUUGUCAAGUUUGUGGACCAGAAGUAUGGGCCACUUGUCAAGUAUAAAGGUCAUAUGAAGGGACUGGAGUUCUCCUGUCAUGGUAUACCUUGGCUGGUUGGGACUGCCACCCUCAUCUUUUUCAUUACCGAUUUGUUUCUUCGGCAACUCCUAGUCAACAUUUUCAUUGCACUUAUAAUUGACAUCAUCGUGAUAGCAGUUGCAAAAGGCAUCACUCGACGACGACGCCCAGAAGCUAACAAAAAAGACGAUAUGUUUGGCCAAAUUUUAGUAGAUAAAUUUUCCUUUCCAUCUGGACAUGCUACAAGAGCUGUGAUGUUGAGUAUUCUGCUUCCAAUGCAGUAUGACAUGUUCCUGCCUUUAUCAAUACUUGUGAUGAUAUGGGGUGGGGCUGUGUGCAUCUCUCGUGUGUUAAUGCGGCGUCACCAUCUGCUGGACAUUAUUGGUGGUAUUGUAAUAGGCAUACUUGAAGCUCUACUUGUUUCACAAAUUUGGUUAUCUCCAGAAUCUGCUCAGGGAUUUGUAAAUUUCUUCCUGGAUGAGACACAGGCUGGUGCAAGCUAUGAUGUUUGAUUAAUGUAGAAUUCUUAAUAGGUCAUAUUUUAUGUGGGUGUUAUUUUUUUUGUAAUUCAUUAAUGUAAAUGUGUUUCUUAAUAUUGGGAAACAUUUAGGAAGGAAAACCUGUGUGCUUAAGAUACAAAAUUUGUUUUACUGUAAUCAAUAUUAAAUGACACAGAAUUUUGUAAAUUACGUUAGACAGAAUGUGUGUAUAUUUCACUUCAGUUACAGAUGUUGUUGAACUAUUAAAAGAAGAGGAAAGGGCCAAGUGUGUGUGGUAUGUCCUCCUCAAAACCCACUACCAUAACAUAUGUAAUAAUUACAUGCAGAUUAUUUUUAACACAUGUCUACCUACUUGUUCUGGUCACAAACACAACCUUAUUAACACUGAACAGUUACUUGUUAAGAACUUAUUAAAAUUAAUAAACUUAAUGUUAUUAAA